GGCUCCUGGACACACGGCCGUCACACCGGUCGCGGGACUCGCGACGCGCACAACCGCCGCUCCCGCCCACCCGACCGCCACCAUGGUGCUGUCCGCUGUCGCGGGCCUGCUGCCCGUCAUGGGCGUGUUCGAGGUGCUCGUCGCCGUCCUGGGGCUGCUCGUCGUCCGCUACUACCUGAGGACGGCGAACUUCUGGACGUCGCGAGGCGUCCUGUCCAAGAACGGGGUCCCCAUCCUGGGCAGCUCCCCAUCCUUCAUCCUGCAGUCGGAGUUUCGUGGCACUAUCAUGCAGAGGUUCUACACGGAGGCCCGCGCCAAGGGCGCGCCGUGCGUCGGGCUGUUCGUGGGCUCCCAGCCCGUCCUGCUGGCCGUCGACCAGGACCUGCUGCGGAGCGUCCUGGUCAAGGACUUCUCGCACUUCAUGGACCGCGGCAUGCCGUUCGACCGGCACAACGAGCCGCUCACCGCGAACCUCUUCAACAUCGAGGGCCAGGAGUGGCGGACGCUGCGCCACAAGCUCACGCCCACCUUUACGUCGGGCAAGAUGCGCAACAUGUUCCCGCUGGUGCAGGCGUGCGCCGACGAGCUGACGGCCGUGCUGGCCGCCGAGGCCGCCGCGGGGAGGCCCGUCGAGAUGUUCGAGCUGCUGGCGCGCUUCACCACGGACAUCAUCGGCAGCUGCGCCUUCGGCAUCCAGGCAAACGCCCUCAAGGACCCGAAUUCGGAGUUCCGCGCCAUGGGUAAGCGGGCCUUCGACAUGAACAUCCUGCAGACCUUCUUCAAUAUGGUCAUGCCCCGAGCCGUCCCCUACGUCAAGAUGGUCUUCCCCGUCAGGCUCAUUGACAAGGACGUCGCCGACUUCUUCACCAGUACCUUCGAGGAGAAUGUCAAAUACAGAGAGAAAAAUAAGGUCCUUCGUCACGACUUCGUAGACCUGCUGAUGCAACUGAAGAACAAGAGCAACGCCGACACGGAGGGCAUCGACGCGGACAUCCUGCCGGCACAGGCGUUCGUGUUCUUCCUGGCCGGGUUCGAGACGUCCUCGAGCACGCUGGGGAACGUCAUGACCGAGCUGGCGUACAACCAGGACGUGCAGGACAAGGUGCGGGCCGAGGUGCAGCGCGUCCUCCCCAAGCACGGCGGCGACAUCUCGUACGAGGCGCUGAGCGAGCUCACCUACAUGGAGCAGGUCAUCGACGAGACCAUGCGCCUGUACCCGGCCGCCUCCAACAUGGUCCGCAUGACGAACGACGACUACGUCCUGCCGACGACCGGCGCCGACGGCAAGCCCGCCGUGCUCCCAAAGGGCGUCAAGGUCAUCAUCCCGAUCUUCGCCAUCCACCGCGACCCCGAGUUCUACCCGGAGCCGGACAAGUUCAACCCGGACAACUUCUCCGAGGAGGCGAAGGCGGGCCGGCCCAACUACGCCUUCAUGCCGUUCGGCGAGGGCCCGCGGGUCUGCAUCGGGCUCCGGUUCGCCAUGAUGCAGAUGAAGUCGGGGCUGGCGACCAUCUUGAGGGCGUACCGCGUGCUGCCCGUGGAGGGCGACAAGCACUACCCACAGACGUUCGAGAAGAGGACGUUCGUGACCAAGACCGUGGGCGGAAACAAGGUCAUGCUCCGCGCCCUGUGAGGGCCACCGGAGCGUCGCCGGCAAACAGCUUUAACUCGAGUGUACAUAUAUUGUUAUUUUUAUUGUAAAAUUAAUCUAAGAAUAGACGAGUCGGAAAUUGAAA
Molecule: messenger RNA, 1736 nt
Organism: Frankliniella occidentalis (western flower thrips)
Lineage: Eukaryota; Metazoa; Arthropoda; Insecta; Thysanoptera; Thripidae
Product: probable cytochrome P450 6a23
Exons: 8
Coding region: 83-1633 (516 amino acids)
Molecular function (GO): monooxygenase activity; oxidoreductase activity, acting on paired donors, with incorporation or reduction of molecular oxygen; iron ion binding
Source: RefSeq, a predicted model, not a curated record